AAGAAAAAUAAAUAACACGGUGUUUGAAAAUGUUUUGUUCCGAAAUCUUAGUGACCUACAUCGUUAAAUAAAAUGUAAUUUGACAAUUUUGUUUUCGAUUUAUAAAAACAAACAAUCGUAUCCUAGCAACGAUACUCUCCCCAAAAAAGACUUGACAUAAGUUAAUUUUUUUUACAAAAUAGAAAAUGGCAUCAGAACAGGAACUUCUGGAAGCCGUUAAAGAAGCUUUACAAAAAGAUGGCCAAUUAGGUCAAAUGCGUGCCGAAUUACGUUCAGCUGUGCUCAAAAUAUUAGAAAAAAAACCGAUUAAUAUUUCGAAACCAAAAGUGAUUGAAGAGAAUGCUGUCAUUAACGACCUAAUUUUUGAAUAUCUAGAAUGGAAUGGAUAUAGAUAUACGUCGCAAAUGUUGCUCUCAGAAUCUGGACAAACACAUCCUGCAAAACCAAGACGACAAUUAGAAGAAGAUCUGGGAAUUGAAUAUGACUCAAAAACAGUUCAAAUUCCUUUAAUCUACAGUAUAUUAGCGCAAAUGAAAGCUAAUAGUUGUAAUAGUAAUAGUAAUUCGCCAUCAUAAUAUGCAUAAAAACAGUUUUUUUAUUUAUUUAUUUAUUUAGUACUAAAAAACGAUUAGUCUAAGACUAAAAAACCAUUUAAAAUGG
This is a messenger RNA of Chrysoperla carnea, 660 nucleotides long. RefSeq names its product centrosomal protein 20-like. NCBI's taxonomy places the organism in Eukaryota, Metazoa, Arthropoda, Insecta, Neuroptera, Chrysopidae. Gene Ontology annotation, cellular component: motile cilium; centrosome; ciliary basal body. The coding region runs from base 186 to 575 and encodes 129 amino acids. The record is from RefSeq and is a predicted model, not a curated record. The transcript has 5 exons. Gene Ontology annotation, biological process: microtubule anchoring; cilium assembly. Gene Ontology annotation, molecular function: protein binding.